AUGGCUCGGCCGCAGAAUUCGCCCAUCCUAGCACAGCUGCGGAACGCAAAGUCACUGCCCGAGCAGAGAGCAGCCCUGCAGGCUCUUAAGAAUGAAAUAGUCGGCCAUGUGCAGAAAAAGGAAGCAUGGAUCGGCCUUGGUGUCCUCGAACCCAUAGUCAGGACGCUGUCCUCCAGCCGGCCGCCUGAAAAGCUAAACGGGAAAGAUGCCAGUGUCCAGCUCUGGUCGCGGCCUCUGUCCGACGAGGACUCUAUCAAGCUCCAAGGUCUGCAGCUCAUCGCUAGCUUUGCCAACGGUGGACCCGCGUUUCUGCACCCUUUGCACGCAGCUCGUGUCGUACCGGCCGUUUUGGGCAACAUCUCGCCCUACACGAAUCCCCCUCAGGUUGUCGUAUCUUCCCUGAGAGCCCUCCUCGACAUCACUUCUGCCUCCGACAUGGCCGCUUCGCCGUCGGCUCUCGAUGUACAGAGCAUUGCCGACAAUGUCUUUACUUCCCAGCACAUUGCGUCGCUCAAUGCGGUGCUGUCCAUGGCAUCCCCGAAAUACAUCUUCCAAUCCCAGGUAUUUCUCGCAUCUACCUUGAUAGGUCGCCUGUGUCGACAAGACAGGCAUCAACAUGCCCUUACCAUGGGAGGUAUCUUAGACUCCUUAGCUGCGCAGCUGGCAAGGUUUGCAGUGGCCGAUGGCCUCGUCGUACCGGGUGCAGAAGAGCAUGCGUCUAGUGAUGGGCUUUAUGACUUGAUUCCCGAACCGGCCAAUCCGGGUGCCAAAAUUGGACCCAUUCUAGAGGCCGUCAGUUGCAUCAUUGGUAGCUCCAAAUACCGGGCGAACAGGCUGAUCUGCUCGCCGUCCAUCCUGGCAACUUUCCCAAGCAUCAAGUUUGAACCAUAUGAGGAUCCCCGGGAUUCGCAGCAGGCAGUGCCACCACGGCACGACGGAUUGACUGCCAUGGAAUUCAUUCUGCCGUCUCUCCCCAUCACAGCCUCGAGAACGCCGUCCGCUGCGCCAUCAUCUUUCCCCACGCCGGAUCGAUCCGACUCUAGGACUUCUAGCAGGACGUCACUGAGCAAGCUUGGUUCGUCUGUUGCCUGGGACUCGCCCCGAUUCCAAGCACUAGGAAAUACUGUCGACGUCUCCAGUGAGGACAUCGAGAGCCCAUUCAUCCCCUGGCUCAUCCACCUGGUGCGAUCAUUGAGUGACUACGAACGACUCAUGGCGGCCGCCGUUCUUGCGGCUCUUUUCAAGGCCGGGCUCGGUAGAAGGGGCGUCCGAGAGGCCAGCAUUGGCUUACUUGUGGUUCCCAUUCUGGUUGGCAUGAUCGCAAAGAAUGACAGGGACGGAGAUCAAGUCUCAGAUUCUCUGGAUACAAGACAGCUUCAAAUCUUGGAGAAGGCGCCGGCGAUCCUUGCCAGAACCAUUACAGACAGUGAAUAUCUACAAAAAGCCGCGAUUGACUGCGAUGCUGUCAAAGUUCUCACAAGGCUCCUAAAACGGGCAUAUCAGCCUGUAGAGAACGUGAAACACCCCAAGUACUGGUCGCCCAGUCCAGAUACAGGAAUGGAUGUCGAGAGCACCUCUCCUCUUGCGCAGCUCGGGGAUGGUGGCCAGAACCCCCUGCUUGUCCACCGGAUCCGCGUCCGUGAAUCUGCGCUGAAAGCCAUAGGCGCAUUGUCGGCUGGCAAGGAGGAUUACAGAAAGGCGCUCGUCGCAGAAGACUUUGUCCCGUUUGUAGUCGAGUCUCUUGGCGAGUUCCCCAGAAAGCCAAAGCAGGCAAAAGACAAGCCAGUCUCUGACAUGGGACGGACGGGGCCAACACCGGCGUACGGCACAAACCCGCAGUCCGUCCUCAUCGCUGGCUGCCACGUAGUGAGGACAUUGGCUCGGUCAGUUGGCAUCUUGCGAACAGCCCUGGUGGAUCACGCGGUCGCCAUGCCCGUAUUCCGCUUCAUGCGUCAUCCAGACAUCAAUGUCCAGAUUGCCGCCACGGCCACCAUCAUCAACCUUGUUGUGGAGGUCAGCCCAGUCCGAGAGGUUGGUUCCCCCCUUCCCUUGCCCAGUGAGGAACUUGGCGGGUCAUUCGGCGCUGACAAUGUUUUGGAAAAGCUCCUUACUGAAAGUGGAGUGAUGAAAGUACUGUGUGAACAUGCUCACUCCGACAACCACGCCCUCCGCUUAAAUGCUCUCUGGGCGUUGAAGCACUUGGUGGAUGCCGUGGGACCGGCUCUGAAAAAGGCAUGUCUUGAGCAACUUCAGCCGGGCUGGUUAAUGCAGUUGAUUUGCGACGACGACCGAGAGAACUGCUUCUUCCCUCCGACAUGCAAAGAACCGGCAACCGACGACCUGGACGAGGACAUGGACAUGCAGCAGUCAGACGAACGCCUGAGGUGGCUCUAUGGAACCAACGGGGCUAUACGAGAGCUGGACGCUUCUCGAUCGUCAAGGCUACGGCAGGUGGAGGACAGGCUGGCCUCUGUUCGCGAGGCAGAAGUCAACCCGGCAAGGAAGACAAGAAACGAGAGCUUGGCCAUGCAAGAACAGGGCCUAGAUUUUAUCAGGAACCUGAUUGGAAGACCGGAAUCGGACGGAUCAUCAGAGGUUCCCAGUGAAAGCACGGAGAUGAUUGAUCACUUGCUGAGGGAGCUCGGGCAAGCUCGACUGUUUGAGAUGUUGGCGUCAAAACUACGGUCAAAGGUUCUACAUCCGUUCUCGAGAAGAGCUCCCGUCGUCGGUGGUAGGGAGACGCGGGUGCUCCAUCCGCAAGCCAAGAUUAUCGUGGCGGUGAUAUGCAUUCUCGUGCACAUGGCUGCCAGCAUCCCUCGACACCGGCAGCUCGUCAUUGCGCAAACAGAGCUGCUCAAGCUGCUCGCCCAGCAGGCCAACAGCAAGGAUCGAAGCGUGCGAGCGUCGCUGUGUCACCUUGUCAUCAACCUCACCUGGCAGGAAGACGAAGGCGAGGCACAGGCCUGCUCGCAGCGAGCACAGGAGCUGAAGCGGCUCGGCUUCUACUCCAAGAUGGAGACGUUGAGGCAGCAGGACCGGGACCUGGACGUGCGUGAGAGGGCCAAGACGGCUGCGUGGCAAAUAGACCAGGUGACGUGCUGA
This is a messenger RNA of Metarhizium album ARSEF 1941, 3102 nucleotides long. Its product is annotated as armadillo repeat protein. The transcript is spliced from 2 exons. NCBI's taxonomy places the organism in Eukaryota, Fungi, Ascomycota, Sordariomycetes, Hypocreales, Clavicipitaceae. Gene Ontology annotation, cellular component: GID complex. Bases 1 to 3102 code for a protein of 1033 amino acids. The record is from RefSeq and is a predicted model, not a curated record. Gene Ontology annotation, biological process: proteasome-mediated ubiquitin-dependent protein catabolic process.